Molecule: messenger RNA, 6383 nt
Organism: Labrus bergylta (ballan wrasse)
Lineage: Eukaryota; Metazoa; Chordata; Actinopteri; Labriformes; Labridae
Gene: akap1b
Product: A kinase (PRKA) anchor protein 1b
Cellular component (GO): membrane; mitochondrion
Molecular function (GO): protein kinase A regulatory subunit binding; RNA binding
Source: RefSeq, a predicted model, not a curated record
CAGCUGUUUAGCCUGUGUGUUUUUUUUAGACUGGUGCUAGUCGGUGAACACGUGGGGAGGAGAGGCUGACUUUCCACACAGGGACACGUUUGAAGACUCUCUACAAUUAUCAGCAGUAUCGCUCUCAUAGUGGCGGCACCGAGGACCGUGAAAUACUGUGUAGCUGUUAGCGUCCUGAGGAAAUGCCGCUGAGGUUUCGCUCUGUCGUUCCCUACACGCUGCCCGGAGUCCUCGCACUGAUCGGCUGGUGGUGGUACAUCUCACGGAAGAAAGACCGCCUUAUAGGCCAUGAUGGUCCCGAGGGGGCCCCCGCCGCGAUGGGCCUGAGAACGGCUUCGACAGAAGGGAGCAAUGGAUUGGUGGAGAAAGGCACAGAGAGCCCUACAAAUGAUACAGUUAGCUCCGCCCACAUACCUACACAGGGCGGGAACCCGAGAACACAUGUUUCCUCGGAAGUAGCGCCGAUAUGUGAGGAUGCUGCUCCUCACCUGGACAGAGUCCCACCCCUCUCCGCUCAGACUUCACCUGGGAAAGAAGAAGAGCUACAGCUGUCACUGAAGGAACAGAAAGAGCCGGAGAGAAGCUCGCUAUCAGAGCCAGAGCCAGCAGCAGAGGAGGCCAUCGUGUCCUCACAGUCUACCAAAGUGUCAAGCUCCUCCUCCCUCUCUGACGCAGAGCGGCCAGAGCCCGAGGGGGAGGUCUCAAAGCACCACAGCACUGUAAAUGCACAGGAAGAAAUGCUAGUCUGUACCCUGACCCCCGCCAGAGUCCAGAGAGUGACCCCAUCAGAGGCUGACUCUCUGGAGACCCCGCCUUCAGCGCAGGAUUUCCACCAACACGUCCUGACCAGCACGCCGGCCUUCCCCUCCACGUCUCUGGCCUCCACAUCCCUUAAUGCCAUCCAGGACUCCUCGGCUCACUUGUCAGAGACCACCCAGGAUGACCAGGAGCCGGAUCUGGAGCUUCUGGCAGCUGGACUUAUAACUGAGGUCAUCUCGGCAGCCACCCAGGAGGUCCUUGGUGUCACCAGCAGCCAGGUAGACAGCGGCAGACUCUGCUCCCAACAUGAGCCAAUCAAAGCGGAGCAGCUCCACCUGCUGACCAGCCCGUCACAGAGCAAUAAGGAGGGGAUGUCUAAUGGCAUCUCCUCGGCUGCAGGAUGGGAGCCUGCAGAGCUCCGAAGUCAUCAGACACUCGGUGCACAGAGAGGACACUGGCCGGCUGCUCAGAGCUCGUCUCUACUCAACAAGCUGAGAGGAGACGAGGCGGUGGCGCUCGCCGAGGACUCAGCCUGCAGCACAUGUCACUCCGAGGACGGUGUCAGCAGCGAGGACCUGCACAACAGCAUGUUUGACAACCACACGGACAUCAUCCAGGUGACAGACCUGUCGGUGAGAGAAACCUCCCAGACUCCGUCGCUGGUGGAGUCGGCGGCAGAGGAAACGAUUCAGGCUGAAGGAGACGACAUCUCAGUGGACGCUGCAGGAGACAUAAAGAGGCUGAACGGGAUGGGACUGAGGAACGGAGCGCAUGGGGCGUGUGAGGAGACGGAUCAGUCCGGAGGCUCUGAUGUGAACAGUAUGGACUCUGUGGACAGCGGUUGCACGAUGGGCCUCAGCGACAGUCAGAGUAACCACACGGCGUCCGCCAGCUCGGAGCUCAUCAUCUGGGAAAUCGAGGUGCCAAAGCAUCUGGUCGGCCGGUUAAUCGGGAAACAAGGGAGAUACGUCAGCUUCCUGAAGCAGAACUCGGGCGCCAAGAUCUACAUCUCCACUCUGCCUUACACACAGGAGUUCCAGAUCUGUCACGUGGAGGGCACGCAGCAGCAGGUCGACAAAGCUCUGUCUCUCAUCGGGAAGAAGUUCAAAGAUCUGGACCUGACCAACCUUUAUGCACCGCCUCCGCCCCCCCUCACGUUACCAUCACUUCCUAUGACCUCGUGGCUCCUGCUCCCCAGUGGAGUGACGGUCGAGGUGAUCGUGGUGAACAUCGUGUCGGCGGGUCAUGUCUUCGUGCAGCAGCACACACACCCCACGUACCAUGCCCUGCGGAGCCUCGACCAGCAGAUGUUCCUGUGCUACUCGCAGCCGGGCACACCGGCGCUGCCCUCACCUGCUGAAGUUGGCGUGAUCUGUGCAGCUCCGGCAGUGGAAGGAGCGUGGUGGCGAGCUCAGGUGAUCACCUUCUACAAAGAAACGAACGAGGUGGAAAUCAGAUACGUCGACUACGGAGGCUACGACCGAGUCAAGAUCGACUCGCUACGACAGAUCAGGUCUGAUUUCGUGACACUUCCGUUUCAAGGUGCUGAGGUUUUACUCGACAACAUCGCUCCUCUUCCAGGAGAGGAUCGCUUCUCAGCCGACGCCACGUCAGCGCUGGAGGAGAUGACCAGAGGAGCGGCGCUGCUGGCCCAGGUCUCGAACUACGACAACAACACGGGCCUCCCUCUGGUGCACCUGUGGAACAUGGUGGGAGAAGAGGUGAUUUCAGUGAACCGCACGCUGGCAGAGCGAGGUCUGGGGGUUUGGGUGGACGCUUUCUGAACUCCUCACAUCCUCUGAGCUCCAUCUUCAUCCUCCACCCUCAUCAGGGACCUGGGUCACCCACCACUGGAUUGAAAAAGUUUUCUUUUGUUUGUUUUUGGUUGCCCCCCCCCCCCCCCUCAAAUUCUUAUUGUGAAGAAAUUUAAAAAAUAGUUUCCAGGCAUGGAUCCUCGGAGAACAGGCCGUGCUUCACAACAAUACGACUUCCUGUCCUGAUCAUGAACGUUCAAAGAAUUUCAACAAGGACGGGAAUACUUGUAAAUGUUUUCUUUUUAAAAAAAAAAAAAAAAAUCUAUAUUGUAACUCAAUAAAGGUUCAACCGGCAUCACGUUCUGCUCCCCGACCAUCCUGCGUUCACUGACUGGAUCGUCACUCGCUCCUUGGCUGUAGGUCGCACGUUUUGGGUGUUUUUGGAUAAAAAGGGGGUCAGUAUUGCUGCAGAGACUCCUCAGGGUCUCUAUCCAGCUCCAACUGAGGGACUAAUUUUUCUCGUCCUUGCAGUGCGUCACAGACGAACAGCUGAGCGCACAGAAAGCAACUCCUCUCCUCUGAACAUUUCUCAGACUAAGGAUUAAUCUCACCGCAGCGCCACAAGGAGAUCAUCAUCAGGUUUUUUUUUCACGUCUCAGACCACUGAGCUCCUCGUCUUUAAAGUCCAGAAACAAUAAUUAACAUUUCACCGACAUGAAUCUCAGCCGUUCACCCUGCUUGGAUUCCCACAUCGUUAGAGUUCAGACUAAUUUCAACUUCUGAUCAGGCGUCUUCGUCCUGGAGGUGCCUUGUUGGACCGGAUAGGACUUUAAGGUUUCACAUCGACCAAUCAGAAUCUCUAACUAUGAUGUCAUUUCCUUCCUCCCAUUCAUGUGGGGUGUUUCUCAUGAACUUAAAUUCAUCGUUCAAACAUAAAGACAUGGAAAAGGUCUAGUGUGGUGAACGUGGCGAGUAUUUCUGCUGCUGACGGUUUAAACAGCUGAAAGUGGAGACACGAUGUGUGCACUGAUUUACAAUCAUUAAUGAUUCUGUUGAUUAAACGUGUUAAAAUCAGGAGAUGAGGUGUCCUAACAUGAGGACCAGGGGCGUGUCCAGAGACGGGCCUCCUUUGAAAUCUAAUUGCCAUGAAGAACUGCGAGCAAACUCCAGCAGGAAAAACAAAUGUAUUCUAAACCUUCCUGUUCUUUAAAUGGCUAAAGAAUGUCUUUUUGACUUUUGGAUAGUUGCAGUUAUUUACUGCUUUGAGUUGUAAAUUUAGACCAAAAGCACAUCAUCUUUUUGAGUUACUAAAAAAAAAUAAGUUAAGCGAAACGUUAGUCACUCUGGACGUUCAGAUAUCAGACAGGAAAUGCUAUUCAUUCGUUUGUUUGUGAACAAACUUCAGGCCCCCCCCGCCCGAAUAAGUCAGGACCCCAGCUGGGCCCCCCAGCCAUGAAAGUCUGGACACGCCCCAUAUAAGGACAAAUGAUGCGCUCCAUUAACCUCGUAAGUCAGAGCUGGUGAUGACGUCACGACUGAGUUAAUGGAGUUCCACUAACUGGUUAGUAACAUGGACGCCUCCAAGAGAACGUUUGUUAGCUUAAAGCUAACGACAUGCUACGUGACGGUUUGAGAGAGUACUGACGCUGUGAUGGAUUUAAUGACACUAAAACAAAACUAAAUUUCUAAUGAACACUUCAAUGUGCAGCUUCAACUGUACUGUGGAUGCUCAAAGCAGCCAUGUUGGAUUUUCACUCAGACUACUGAAGUUUUCGAGUUUCGACUUCCGGAGGUGUUAGUGAUGACGUAUCAGACCAGCAACUUGAUAUUUCUGACUUCUGAGAUCAAAUUGAACGCACCAAAACACGUCACAGGUGAAGUUUAGAAUAGAGCACUUGAUCUCAUAUUGAACUUCUUCCACAUUGUCACAUUAUCGCCACACGGAGGUCAGUUUCCUCUGAAGCGACGCCCUGAUUGAAAAGCUGAAUGUAAUGUCGAGCGGCUGAUAAACUAAAAACAACCUGAGGCAUAAUAAACUCACCACUUCUUGAUUUAUGAGCAAUAAAGAAGAAACUGACACUAUAUAUUUAUUUAAAGUUAAAACAUCAUCUCUGUAACCCAUUAGCAACUUUGGUAAAAAAGCAAAUGUUAGCAUUCUGCUACAACUAAGCUAACCUGCAAGGAGUGGCUUAAUACUAACCCCACCAGUCAAUGGGAAAGGGCUAGUUCACAGCUAAUGAUGUCAGCUAGCAAAGUGUUUUGUCAGCUGGAAUAAAUAUUAGCUUUCGGUAACUAAAACAAAGUUAGCUAGCUGAUAUCAUUAGCUUAAAAGUGCAUCUUUCCUUUUCUAUUCAUCUAAGAGCAGGAAGUGGUAGAAUGCUAACAUGAGCUGUCUGUCUGAUAGCAUGCUAACAUGAGCUGUCUAUCUGAUAGCAUGCUAACAUGAGCUGUCUAUCUGAUAGCAUGCUAACAUGAGCUGUCUGUCUGAUAGCAUGCUAACAUGAGCUGUCUGUCUGAUAGCAUGCUAACAUGAGCUGUCUAUCUGAUGGCAUGCUAACAUGAGCUGUCUAUCUGAUGGUAUCUAAGGGGUUAAAAACAUGGUGUAACGCUUAAAAAGCGAUUCAUUUAUGUCGCCGGGGUGGAUUUAUCCGCUUAAACUACGUACGAACUUGAACUCCGGAUUACGACUUUAUUACUGUUUUAGCUCCGUCUGUCGUGAUCGUUUUAGUCCUCAUUCUGGUUUUAAGUUAGUUUGGCUCUGAGGCCUUAAAUCUGAGAAACGUGAAGUCAUUCUGGGUUUGAGGCCUAAACCAGGAAACCAGUUCAACUUGGUCUUGCUCGCUGUGGGGUCAUGGUUGGGGUCGCUGGUGGCCCGGAUUAAUUAGAACAUGAACUCUGUAAUAAUAUCAAAAGGGAUGACAUUUAAAAUCAGUGGGCGGUUCAUUUGAUUAGUUUGUCCUCGUUGCUGAAGAAACUCGACUCGUCUCAAUCUCUCUUUGAUUUUAUGUCGAUCGAGCGUCACAAAGACGUCUUGUCUUUCUCCGUCAGCCUGAACAAACGCCAUGUGGUUCAUGUGUGAGCAAUAGUCAAACGUCCAAACCAAACAUCAAGUAAAGCCUCGAUUUCUGAACCCUUCAUCGUUUAAAAUGAUUGUCGAGAGGAGCGUGGCGUCGGUAGGAUUUGUCUCUAGGUCAGUUCCAUGUUACGUAGCUGUGCAUGACUCACUGGUCAGAUGGACUUUGAGGGUCAAAGGUGAUCGCUACAGAUUGCCUCCGCGCCCUCAGAUGGCUCCGCCUCUCUUUCACUCAGAGCAGCUUUUUGUUAGAACUUGACCGAAGAGCCGUCAUUUUUUUAUUUCACGCAUUUCAACGUGAGGGUGCAGCUGAUGGAGAUAAACGGGUCAUUGACCUUCACGGAUUUAGACUUGAAUGAACUCAGCACAGGUCGUCCACAUGGUGGUGCUGACUGGGAGCAGUAGCCAUAUUGUCUACGGUCAGCGUGUGUUCACCUGGUCCCUCCCCCCACCCCGAUCAAACUCCAGAUGUUGGUUUGUCUGUAAAUAAGAUGUCUGACUGUAAUUUUCUAUAACACUGGACAGAAAGAGAUAUAAAGGGAACAUGAUCGUGUUUGGUUUCUGUUUGUUUUGUUCUGGUCCUCCUCCUCGCCCUCGCCCUCCGUCACUCACUCACGGCGUGCGGCUGGUCUCUACGUGUUUGCAUAGUUAGACGACGAGUCGACCUUUGCAUUAUUUUUGAAGGGUGUGAAGUUCUUGUGCCCAGAAGCUUUUAACAUGUACAGGUUUUUGCUAGGCUCCUCUUCAGUUGAUUGUACAGAUCUGUUAGGAGAAAAGAAUAAAAGUUAUUCAAAGUG